UGCGCGAUUCAGUUUUCCGCCUGUCGUUGAGCUGCUAGCAUGCGCGCUUAGCUUUCCUAGCCAGAGAAAAGUUCCUUGAGAUCGAUUUUGCGUUUUUUUUUUCGCUACUAGUGAGAGUUGGUGGUUUUUCGUCCCUCGCGCGAUAGUUGCCGUUACCGAUCGGUGGUUGGUUUGUUGAGUUUCCGAGGAUACUAUUCUGUGAUUGGUGUUUUGUUUUUUUUUUAUGAAAGCGUUGUGUAGAUAUUCAGCGGUGAUUGUGAAAAAGUUAUCUUAACUCACUUGGAAACAGGAAGUGCGCUCAGUCUACGUAAGUUGUGUUUCUGAAAACCUGCCAGACCAGAGCAUCGUAACAGAAGUGAAUUGUGUUAGACACGCAGAGUGCACGUGUGUGUGAAUGCUGUCCAGGAAGUGUUCUAUGCUAAUUGGAAUUUCUGCUCAAACAUAGGAAAACAUUGUUCGAUACAAGCCAUUGAGUGGAAGAAACAGCAGCAGCCAGAGGCGCCACAAAGCUAGGGAAAACGGAAAACAAUAGAGUGGAAAGAAUUUCCUAACAAUCGCCACACAGAGCAGAGCAGCCUUCGGAAAAUCCAGCAGUUGUUCCAGCGCAGAACCGCAAUCCGUCCAGCAGCCGUGGAAUAAAAAACGCAUCGGCCCGGGUGGAGAAAUGACCCGUCGUGUGACGACCCGUGCUUAACCACCUUCCCCCGUUUGGUGUCUUUCAUUUUAAAAGCUGCAUUUUUAAAAUAAAAGAGCCUCCCUGCAUCCGGCCUAAUCCCAACUAUUACGAGCAAGUACCGAACCCGGAAAAGCAUACCGAAAAUCGUAAAACUUCGUUGCGAAACAAAGGCAAUUGUUUCCUGCCACCUACCGUUCCGGAGUUGUCCAGCGGAGUGGUUCGAAAUUUGCAAUUACAAUUGCGCAACGGAGAUGACUUGCAGCAGAAUGCGGUUUCUAGUGAUGUCGAUGGUGGUGGUGUGGCUGGCCGUCGUGACCCAGGCCAACAACCAAACCGAGGCACCAGCAGUGCCGACUGAAGAGCAGCGGCCCGUGGCGGCCGCCCUGUACGGGUCCGAUGCGGAACUGAAAGGCAACGACGAUGGUUACGACUUCUUCUCCAUCGAUCAGCUCUUCAUGAACAACCCGCAGUAUGCUAAACUGCUCAGUGAUCUCCAAUCGCAUACGAUCGGUAGCAAUUGGAGGCGGAAAAGAGAUGUCGAGAAUGAUGAACCGACGGCGGAAGUACCCGUCGAGACGUCUGAGGAGACAAGUCCGACAUCGCCAGUUGCCGAAGUUACCGAAGUGACCAAGGAUAUGAAAGAGGCGACCAAGGAAACAAGCGAAACAGCCGAAACCAUCGAAGGCCGCACGACUCCACUGAAAGCUACCAGUCCGCUUUCCACGACCACGUCCAGUUCGUUCGGGUUCUCCGGAUCAACCGAGCGUUCUACCCACGAAGAACCGACUAGUGCGGCCCCUGUUCGCAGUAGUACCCCUCGGAGACUGCUGCACAAGGGCACCAAAAAUAAGAACAAAAACUCCAGCACCAAGAUCAGCCAGAACAAGCAAGAUAUUCCCAGCACCCUGACCGCCACCAACGUCAACAAGUUCACGGUGACAAAUUCCCCGUCGGCUACGUCACCAUUUUCAUCUUCCUCAUCCUCGUCGACUUCCGCGUCAUCCGGUACGGUCACCUCGACCCUGACCACCAAUCCGGCUAGCAGUAGUAGCAACAUGGCAGUCGCCGCCGCCGCUGUGGCAAACGCAACCAACGGAAGUAACAACAAAGAUAAGGUUGGCUUGGCCCCGACCAAGUACCACUACUACCCCCAUAAUCAGCACAUCUACUUCCUCCCGGAGUGUGCGAUUCAGCAGGUCUGCAACGCUGUCUACGUCCGGCUGAACUAUACGCAACCGCUCUGCGCCUGUCCUCCACGCUACCGCGACCCCUGUUCAGCCAGCCUAAACGAGGACGACAAUCACACCAUCAAGCUGGUUGGAAAUGCCCAGCGGAAGGCCGUCACCUUGGCCAAGACGUGCGAGAACACCAACGAACUGCGCGAAUGCCGUGCCCCCAAGGACUGGUCCAUCCUGGCGCUGCAAAACUCCCGAACCGGCAAGUCGCACUACCUGGUGAUCUGCAAGUGCCCAGCUCACUACCGACUUGAGGGACCACUUGCCCACGAUCAGCCCACGUAUGCCGGUUUGCCCGGAAUCAACGUGUACGGUAUGCUGUGCGUUCCACCAGAAUCCUACGCCCCAAAGCCCCUCAAAACGCCCAGUUCCCAGUCGAUCUACAACAAGUGGAAGGUCCGCCCAGCGCCAGUUUCGUCCUAUCGCGAUACCGAGUACCGAUCGUUCCAGAAUGAGACCAUUGCGGCUGCCGCUACGGAAUGAGCCAGGACAUAAAAUUCGAGCGAGAGGCUUCAACCACUGAGAAAUGAGAGAAAGAGACGAAGAGUAUGCUUCAUUCUCGACAGCCAAACCGAUUAGUCUUCGUGAAUAGUAUUUAUUACAUAUAUUAUUGUAUUUAUUACAUGAAGAGUAUUUAUUUUAUUCAGAGUAGCUUCCACUUGGAAGAACACUAUUGUUUAUCGAUCGGUAUGGAGAUUUGGGCAUAUCAGGGUCAGUCAUUCACCGCAGAAUGAUAUUGUUCGGAGGACGCAAGGUCGGCUCCCUGUAGGAAAUACUAAGAAUGCUUCAAACAAUUGCUUCAACAACUCCAAAUCAAUUGAAAUGACUACAUUUAUUAUUUUAAUAACGAUCUUAAUUAGUCAUCUUCUUGGUCGGAAGCCUACUUUCAUUAUUCACCACGUAGAACUGAAACGCAAGAUGAUGAUUAAUUAACGCAACCCAUUUUAAUGACACGAAAAUAGCACUGUUAUUAGAUUUUAAAAGAAACGUUAUCUCACAUGUACAUGUGAAAAUAGAAACAAACGAAAGUUCGACAUACAAUGAGCAAAAAUGAAUGCACAUGAAUAAUUAUGCUCAUAUCACUUCUUUCCACUUCCAUCACUGAAGGUGAAUCCUAAAAUUAUAGAAGGCCUCACGCGCUGAUCAAGCCUUCAGAUGCCGCCAACACACAUAAAUCACCUUUGUUCUACGACUCGAGUGACGCAAGUUGUCUUCUUUCAUUUAAAAAAUAGCGUCUCACGCUUCGCUUGCAUCAACUGACUCGCAGAAUAGAGCCAAUUAUUUUCCCUACUUCGUUUUUGUCGCGCUCGUCAAGUGAAAUACGCAUUCCCUUCGUAGCAUCAUAAUCAGCAUUCAAAGGUAUGUAACCCGAACCUUCGUUGAAGAGAGUAAACUCAGAUGUCAAUGAAAGUAAAUCUGGUAAAAACAGCAACAUAAUAGGCAUAUCGCUUUCAGGAAAAUUGGCUUGAUCUCCCGCGCAUACGAUGAGUCGAUGGAGGUGGAAAGAAAACAAGGCAUCACAGCAGGCGAAAAAAAAACUAAUAGUAAACAAUGCAGAAAACGAGAGUCAUCGUUUUUACUCACUUCAAUCUUGCGCACACGCACGAGCAUAAUAAUGAUAAUAAUAGGUUUAGUGGGAGCUACGCGCAGGUUAUUACUUUAUUACUCCAAGGGCAAAAGAGUUUAGUUUCAUUUUAAACCGUCAAGACCGUCAUUAGAGUGCAUAAAAGCAGAAAGGAAAUGAAAAGCUAACAUCAAUUUUUCAAAUACAAAUCAAAGGAGACAAUAUGAUGGUGACGCAUGUCAAAACCAGAGAGAAAAUUUUAUUUUUCACUCGAACCGGCAAUGUGAAAAGUCGGUAAACUGCUCAAAUGAGCGCCAAAUUAAGUUUAUUUUUUCUUGGAUUUCUCUUUUAACAUAUAUCCCAAAAAUCAAGCCUACAAGAGUACGUAUGCAUUACCGUUUGAAAUUUCCGCAACGAUCCGCAACAGAAACUACGAUUGCGGAAUCAUUAUUAUAGCUAAAACACAAUUUAUAGAGGAGGAAAUGAUGAGAGGAGGAAACACUGUUGUAAAUAUGCUUCACCACUAAGUUCCUCGCUUGAUUUUCCUUUUGAUAUAUUCCAUGAAUCCGCGAAAUAAGCGGCAAGCAGCAUCCACGAUAAUAACAAUUUUAAAAAGAUUCUUAGUUUUAACCAAAACACUGACAUUAGAUAGUGUAAUGCUAUAGAUAGCGAUAAUAAAUGACUUUUCUAGCCAGACCGCGCACUUUUGCAUACUAUUACAAUAAAAGUGAAACACAAAAUCACUAACGCUAAAAGAGGGACAAUUAUGAAGUAGUUGAGAUGAAUAAACCAUACACAAAAAAAUGUGUACAAUUUGAAAAAUAAAAUCCAA
Armigeres subalbatus is the source of this 4307-nucleotide messenger RNA. RefSeq lists its product as uncharacterized. Lineage: Eukaryota; Metazoa; Arthropoda; Insecta; Diptera; Culicidae. The record is from RefSeq and is a predicted model, not a curated record. Bases 928 to 2394 code for a protein of 488 amino acids. The transcript is spliced from 6 exons.